Suillus bovinus is the source of this 900-nucleotide messenger RNA. RefSeq names its product beta-lactamase-like protein. The transcript has 5 exons. Bases 1 to 780 code for a protein of 259 amino acids. Gene Ontology annotation, molecular function: hydroxyacylglutathione hydrolase activity. The record is from RefSeq and is a predicted model, not a curated record. NCBI's taxonomy places the organism in Eukaryota, Fungi, Basidiomycota, Agaricomycetes, Boletales, Suillaceae.
AUGAAAGUCGUACCCGUUCUCGUCAGCGCAGAUAAUUAUGCGUAUCUCCUCAUCGACGAGCCAAGCAGGAAGGCGGCAGUGGUGGAUGUAUUAGAUGUGGAGAAGGUGCGGGCUGUAGCAGAAAAGGAGGGUGUGGACAUUGUGGCUGGCAUCACGACGCAUCACCAUCAAGACCAUAGUGGUGGAAACAAGGCGUGUUUGUUUCCUACAUCAGUUUCCACAUAUCCGAGCAUCCCCGUUUAUGGAGGCUUUGAUGUGCCUUCUAAAACUCAUCUCGUUGAGGACGGUGGCGAGUUUACUGUUGGUGAUAAUAUACACGUUCGGUGCUUGGCAACCCCGUGCCACACUAGGGAUUCAAUUUGCUUCCAUGUCACGGACACAUCUAACAAGUCUCAGUCUGGCGGUGUGUUCACUGGUGACACCCUCUUUUUAGGCGGGUGCGGUCGUUUCUUCGAAGGGACGGCAGAGCAGAUGCAUGCCUCCCUUUCGAAACUAGCAACGCUCCCAGACGACACGGUCGUUUACAAUGGCCACGAAUAUACAGCUGGCAAUGUUGCGUUCGCCAAAAUUAUCGAGCCUGAGAACCCAGCUAUUGGCAGGCUUUUCAAGCUUGCACAAGAGAAUAAGGUUACUACUGGUCUGUCGACUAUCGGUGAUGAGAAGCAGUGGAAUGUGUUUAUGCGUUUGGAUAAAGAUGUGAUACAGCGGGCUACUGGUGCAGAGGAACCUGGUGCAGUUAUGAACAAGUUGCGUGAACUGAAGAAUAACUUUAGGGGGUGAGGGAGUACGAUCAUGUGAUUCGAGCCGACUGAAUAGGGUUAGAGCAAGGCUCUAGUGCGGGUAGUAAGAACAGCAUAGUGUUCAUUGAUUAUCUGGCUAAUGGAAUGAACUCAACAAAUG